AUGAUUCUUCUGACCAUUAUAGCCACAGAACAAACUUCAAAUGCUGACUAUUUUUUCGAUAGAAAACAAAAUGUUUUUCAUUGUUUUACAGGAGAUUUGAACUUAACUCUUAGCAAAUACAAUGAUAGUGUUUGUGAUUGUUGUGAUGGCUCAGAUGAAUAUGAAAAUCCAGCAGUCACUUGUAGAAAUACUUGUUACAUCAACGUUUCUUUAUUCAACGAAACAAUUGUUAACAGAUUUAAACGUGCAGUUGAAUUAUCAGAAGCAAACAGACGCUCUUCUGUCAACAGACGUAAUGAAAUGACACAAAUAGAGUCUAAACAAGUCUUUAAGACGCUUUUUUACCAAAAUCUCCAAAGUGCUUGCCAAUUUGAUCAAAGUUACUAUACCUACAAGAUAAACAAGAUUUCAUUUGACAUGCUCAACAUUACUAAAGAUCCACAAGAUUAUUGGAAUGAAUCUAUGAAUCCUCUUUACAGAGGUCGCUACAAUAAAUACCUCGAAGAAGAGAAAAGUAUCAGAGAAGAUGCAUUAACCAAAGCUGUAGAUAUCCAAAACUUUACAUUUGUCCACGAAUUCAGUAAAUUGCACGAUUUACAAAAGAAAUCAAAUGAAACUUGUUUACAAUACGAGCAACGAAUAAAUAAGAGUACAAAUUUAGUUUCUAAGAUGCGUACAAUGCAAUCACUUGAUUUCGGUCAAAACGACGAGUUUGUAGAAUACACAUUAGGUGUUUUUCAAGCAAAUUUCACAUAUAACGGUACAAACUACACAGUUCUUAUAGACAACCUUCGUUCUAUUUCAUUGUUUAGUGAAGGCAAAAUAGAAACAUUCGAUAAUCUCGUACAAGUCCGAAAAUCUUUUAUUUUUGAGUCAUUUCUUGGAAACAAAUUUGUUCUUCUAUUCAGAUGUUAUGACGAAAUAAUACCACUCGCGUAUGGAAAUUACGACAAAUACAGUCACUGCUUAAUAUUGGGAGCUCCUGCAGUGUGUCCGACAGAGUUUUCUAAUGAAAACUUAAUUUCUUUUUAUCGAGAAGCUCAAUACUUUUUGAAAUAG
This is a messenger RNA of Trichomonas vaginalis G3, 1059 nucleotides long. RefSeq names its product low-density lipoprotein receptor domain class A family. The transcript has a single exon. The coding region runs from base 1 to 1059 and encodes 352 amino acids. The record is from RefSeq and is a predicted model, not a curated record. Lineage: Eukaryota; Parabasalia; Trichomonadida; Trichomonadidae.